AUUUCAACAUGAAUCUGCUGCUGGAAGUUUUUUACUUUGAAAUAUCAGUUUCAAAAUGAUUCUGAUGAUACACUGACCUCUAAUAACUAAUAAGACGAAUGGCUUCUUUUCUGUCCCACACUCACCACAUACGUCUCUUUAUUUAUGACCCCAAAGUCGCAAAAGCACAAAACUGCAUAGAGUUGGUUAAUAUUAUGUGGUAAGUGUUGUUCAUUUUAAGUUUAGCAUGGUAACAUUUGCUUUAAAAUAGCUUUAAAUCACAAUCAGUCAACAUUGCUUCAAUAUAUAAAGGAUGGCACAGGCCUGUUGCACAUGACUGCAGUCAUCAGGAUGUGGGCUUCUCAUCAGCAACGUGUGAAAGCAGACGGGGAACAGUUGGGGCAGUAUUGACACAGGAAGUUAUGUUUGUAUGUUUAUAACAUAUAGUUUGCCUUUAUCACACAAGACAGCAGCUAGUCACUUCUUCAGGAGCAAUGCAGCUCAACAGAGCUUUUGCAUUCCUUUGCCUGGUGAUUUCAGUGGGUGCGCAGAGGAGUCACAGACUGACGUGCUAUCUGGAUGUUUUAACACAGCACACACAUGAAGGGCCGUGCUCUCACAUCAUCCUCCCCUUGACCUCCACUGAUGGCGACCUUUACCUCCAAAGCUUGUCGGAUGAUGACAGCGUUACUCUUAGAAAAAUGAAGGAGAGAAAUCCAGCUUUGAAGAUUUUGCUUGGAUUGGAAGUCAGAUCAUCAAGGUUGGAGCUGAUGUCUGCUAAUGAAGCCAGCAUUGAGAAUUUUGUUCAAACAGUAUUGACAUACUUAAAAGACAAGACUUUAGACGGCCUAGACGUGACUUGGCUGGAUGGCCCUACUUCUGAUGAAUCUAGCAGAAGCACAGAGCUACUCACAAAUUUUCUGAAGAGACUAAAAGGCGCAUUUAAAAAAGAAACACAGCCUCUACUUCUGUCAGUGUCUGCACUAGGGCCUGUUGACCACAGUGCGGUCACUGAUGAACGAACACUUUCACAGUAUGUGGACUUCAUUUCCAUUCUGCCUCCUCAGCUCAAAAAAGAUGGACCAUAUAUGGACCAGCAAGUUGACCUACAAAAGCUCAAUCUAGCUAUGCCUGCUUUUCUACGCCGGUCACGAGGAAGGCAUCACCAUGGGGAUCACUUCAAGCAUGAUGACAUGAAUACAGAGACAGGAAAGAAGGAUCACAUCCAUGUUUUGGGCUUAUACCUGGGCGAUCAGGUGUGUCAGGCCAUUAAAAGUGGACAAGAGCGAUUCAUUACUUUAACAAGUCUCUCAGAUGAGCAAACUCUUGUUGCGGAGGUGCUCCAGAAAGGCUUUGGUGGCAUAGCGGUUGUCUUCAUAGAUCUGGACGUCUUCUAUAACUCCAUAUGUGCACACCUUACUCAGGAUGAACAAGUGAUUGUUGAAUCAAAGGUGAUUUUGCAUUCACAUCAUGGACACAGACAUCAUGAGCAUGGUGGUCAUCAUCACAGCAAGAACCAUCACCACAGCCGCCACCACCAUCAUCACUCUCUUCUUCCUUAUGGCAGCCAUGGUCACCAACUCCAUGGUCACUAUCACCAUGGACAUCAUCAACAUGGACAUGGGCAUCAUCACCAUGGACAUCAUCACCAUGGACAUCAUCACCAUGGUCGCCGUCAUCACCAUCACCACCACCAUCUUCCAAUAAUUCCUCAAAGCAACAUAACCAUGGAAGAACGGCAUGGUGUGGAGUGAUCUUAAUAUGUUAUACAUAAAUUUCAUCUGAUGA
Cyprinus carpio (common carp) is the source of this 1767-nucleotide messenger RNA. RefSeq lists its product as uncharacterized. Gene Ontology annotation, molecular function: chitinase activity; chitin binding. Gene Ontology annotation, cellular component: extracellular region. The record is from RefSeq and is a predicted model, not a curated record. Bases 474 to 1733 code for a protein of 419 amino acids. Lineage: Eukaryota; Metazoa; Chordata; Actinopteri; Cypriniformes; Cyprinidae. Gene Ontology annotation, biological process: carbohydrate metabolic process; chitin catabolic process. The transcript has 10 exons.